GAGCUUGAAACCAGAAGGAAGCACUUGCAAGAGCAGCUGAAUCAGAGGCCAACAACGUUAUUCCCCGAACAGCGUAUGCCACCAUCAGCAGUAGCUGCAAUGGAUCUUUCGUGGGCUCGCAGUACCACAAAUCCAUCACGCCAUUUCGGACCGGUUGUGCAGCAAGAAGUCAAAAAUGUAUUCAUUUACUGCAGUAUUUUUGAUUGA
Messenger RNA from Gongylonema pulchrum, 207 nucleotides. NCBI's taxonomy places the organism in Eukaryota, Metazoa, Nematoda, Chromadorea, Rhabditida, Gongylonematidae. The record is from the annotation of a GenBank genome assembly.